AUGAGGAGGUCGGCGCUGCUCAACUUUGCCGAGAUGAUCCUGUGCUGGACUUUCCUGGAGGGACAGGUGGCUUCAGAUGGGGGGAUCACAGCCCAGGAGCAGAUGUACCUCCUAUACAACGUCAAGCUCCAGUGUCACCAGAACGUCUCGCUGGGCAACCCCACAGAUGAUCGUUGCCCUCCGGGCUGGGAUGGUCUGAUCUGUUGGCCACGUGGUUUCCCCGGAAAGGUUACCAAGGUCCCCUGCCCCACAUACGUCUACGACUUCGACCACAAUGGCCACGCCUACAGGAAGUGUGAUGACAAUGGCUCUUGGGUCUACGUGGAGAGCAUGAGCAGGCCUUGGGUGAACUACUCGGACUGUCUGAGACUCCUGCAGCCCGGCCACGAAGGCAGCACGCAGAUCUUCUUUGAGCGGCUGUACACCAUGUACACAGUGGGUUACGCCGUGUCCUUCAGCUCCCUGCUGGUGGCCAUCUUCAUCAUCGGGUACUUCAGGCGUCUGCACUGCACCAGAAACUACAUCCACAUGCAUCUGUUUGUGUCGUUCAUGAUGCGGGCCGUCAGCAUCUUCGUCAAGGACAGGGUGGUCCAUCCCAGUGUGGGACUGCAGGAGUUCGACACGGUGCUCAUGGACAACUUCCAGACCAACUCGGUGGCCCCUGUGGACAAGUCUCAGUAUAUCGGCUGCAAGAUCACGGUCCUGCUCUUCAUCUACUUCCUGGCAACCAACUACUACUGGAUCCUGGUGGAGGGACUCUACCUGCACAGCCUCAUCUUCAUGGCCUUCUUCUCCGACACCAAGUACCUGUGGGGGUUCACCUUAGUCGGCUGGGGAGUUCCCGCUCUGUUCGUGGCGGCGUGGGCGGCGGUGCGAGCGACCCUAGCCGACGCCAGAUGCUGGGAGCUGAGUGCGGGCAACAUCAAAUGGAUAUACCAAGUUCCCAUUCUCACCGCCAUCGGGCUCAACUUCAUCUUGUUUGUCAACAUCGUGCGGGUGCUGGCCACGAAGAUCCGCGAGACGAACGCGGGCCGAUACGACACCCGCAAGCAGUACAGGAAGCUGGCCAAGUCCACCCUGGUGCUGGUCUUGGUGUUCGGGGUUCAUUACAUCGUCUUCGUGGGGAUGCCGCACACCUUCAAGGGCGUCGGCUGGCAAGCGAGGAUGUACUGCGAGCUGUUCUUCAACUCCUUCCAGGGCUUCUUCGUGUCCAUCAUCUACUGCUACUGCAACGGCGAGGUCCAGACGGAGAUCAAGAAGACGUGGACGAGGUGGAACCAAACCUUCGACUGGAAAGGCCCGGCAACGUGCGGCAGCUGUCGCCAUGGUUACGGCUCGGUGCUCACCAACCUGAGCCACAGCAGCGGCAGCCAAUCGCAGCUGGCGGCGGCGUCGCGUACCACGGUGCUCUUCUCCAGCCGCGUGUACCGCAGCCGGGGGGGCCGGAUGGCGGGUAGCCACGCCGCGUUGCCAGGCUACGUGCUCAGCAACUCGGACGUCGAUAGCCUGCCGGCCUCCAUCCCCGAGGAGCGAGAGGAGCAGGACGACGGCGCCAAGCGCGUCGACGACAUCUCGCUGAAGGAGGCCCCGGUCGUGCUGGACCGCGGCGUGGGGCACAACGGCGAGGAGGCGCUCUAG
This is a messenger RNA of Scleropages formosus (Asian bonytongue), 1638 nucleotides long. RefSeq names its product parathyroid hormone 2 receptor-like. The transcript is spliced from 13 exons. Bases 1 to 1638 code for a protein of 545 amino acids. Gene Ontology annotation, molecular function: parathyroid hormone receptor activity; peptide hormone binding; G protein-coupled peptide receptor activity. Lineage: Eukaryota; Metazoa; Chordata; Actinopteri; Osteoglossiformes; Osteoglossidae. Gene Ontology annotation, cellular component: plasma membrane. The record is from RefSeq and is a predicted model, not a curated record. Gene Ontology annotation, biological process: cell surface receptor signaling pathway; adenylate cyclase-modulating G protein-coupled receptor signaling pathway.